Messenger RNA from Syngnathus typhle (broad-nosed pipefish), 1158 nucleotides. RefSeq names its product atlastin-3-like. The record is from RefSeq and is a predicted model, not a curated record. Gene Ontology annotation, biological process: protein homooligomerization; endoplasmic reticulum organization. Gene Ontology annotation, molecular function: GTPase activity; GTP binding. Lineage: Eukaryota; Metazoa; Chordata; Actinopteri; Syngnathiformes; Syngnathidae. The transcript has 11 exons. The coding region runs from base 202 to 1158 and encodes 318 amino acids.
GGAAGUGUGUAGGAUUUUCGCCUGGAAUAAAUUGACAUGGUUGUUUUCAUGCCAGUGUUGGAGAGAGAAAAAAAAGUUACGUUGGUGUGAGCAGAUCCAAUGUAACGAGUUCGUCUUAAAACCCGUCGAAGUCUUUUAAGAGCUUUUAUACAACAAUUCACAGCCAGGGAGGGAAACAAAGUCACAGUUGAGGCAGCAGCAAUGGGGAGCAAACCGGGCCCAGUUCAGAUAGUGACGGUGUGCAAGGAGGAUCACUCCUUUACGCUGGACGAGGAAGCGCUCGAGCGCGUCCUCUUGACCCCGACCGUGCGAGACAAAAAUGUGGUGGUGCUUUCGGUGGCCGGCGCCUUCAGGAAGGGCAAGAGCUUCCUGCUCGACUUCAUGUUGCGAUACAUGUACAGAAAGGGUGACGAAAACUGGCUGGGUAACGACGACGAGCCCCUGACGGGAUUCUCCUGGCGAGGUGGCUCGGAACCGGAGACGACCGGCAUCCAGAUCUGGAGCGAGGUCUUCCCCAUCCAGAAAAGUGAUGGAAGCGAGGUGGCAGUAAUGCUUAUGGACACUCAGGGAGCUUUUGAUAACCGGUCCACAGUGAAAGACUGUGCCACCAUCUUUGCCCUCAGCACCAUGACCAGCUCCAUUCAGAUUUACAAUUUGUCCCAGAACAUCCAAGAAGAUGACCUGCAGCACCUACAGCUUUUCACCGAGUACGGCCGGCUGGCCUUGGAUGAAAUCUUCCUGAAGCCUUUCCAGUCCUUGAUGUUCCUCAUCCGCGACUGGAGCUUCCCCUACGAGUACACGUACGGCUUUAAAGGAGGCAACGAAUUCCUGGAGAAACGAUUACAGGUCAAGGAGGCCCAGCACGAGGAGCUGCAAACGGUGAGGGAGCACAUCCACUCCUGCUUCACCAACAUUUCCUGCUUCCUGCUGCCACACCCUGGUUUGAGAGUUGCCACCAGCCCGACUUUUGAAGGACAACUUAAUGCGGUGGCACCAGAGUUCAAAGAGCAGCUGAAGAUUUUGAUCCCCGAUCUCCUGCAUCCCGACAACCUGGCCGAGAAGGAGAUCAAUGGAAACAAAGUCACCUGCAGAGGCCUGCUGGAGUACUUCAAGGCUUACAUCAAGAUUUACCAGGGAGAGGACUUCCCCCGAGAAUGA